AUGUCCAUUGCUACCCUGUACACUGCUUUACAAGGAGAUGCUCAUGCUAGAGCAUUGGCUGCUCCUUCAAGUUCGGCAGCGUUGUCUUAUAGUGAGCUCCGAAUUGCUAUUAUGGAUCUCCAAAGACAAACUGCCGGUUUAGGCAUCAAGACAAACGAUCCUGUAAACAUUGCAGUCCCUAAUGGCUUGGAAUUUGUUGUGAGCUUCUAUGCCGUCUCCUGGCAAAGAGCUGUAUGUGGGCCGCUAAACUCAAACUACAAGCAAUCUGAGUUUGAGUUUUACGUCGAUGACCUAAAGAGCAAGCUCGUUUUCGUCAGCAAGGGCUCUAUCGAAGCCAAUACUCCUGCUGUUCGGGCCGCUAAAAAGCUUUCGGUUGCUGUCGCAGAACUUGCCUGGUGUCCUGAAUCUCGUUUGGUGAAGAUUGUUCGUGUUGAAGGAUCUAACCCUUCUUCACCUCAACCUCUUGGUCUUCCUCAUCCUGACGAUACCACACUUGUUUUGCACACUAGCGGUACCACUGGACGCCCCAAAGUCGUUCCUUUAACCCAUCGAAACCUCUGCCGAAGCAUUCAAAACAUCAGUGCUUCUUAUCGCCUCUCUUCACGUGAUACUUCUUAUGUGGUGAUGCCUCUUUUUCACGUCCAUGGCCUCCUCUGUGGCCUUCUUGCCACACUUGCAUCCGGUGGUGCUGCCGUAGUUCCUCCUCGCUUUUCUCCUAAAACAUUCUGGAAAGAAUUUGUUUAUUAUGGGGCAACCUGGUACACUGCCGUACCAACGAUUCACCAGAUUUUGUUGCGCAGUCCUGUUCCCAACCCACUUCCUAUUAUUCGCUUUAUCCGUUCAUGCUCCUCUCCUUUGGCCCCUCCUGUUUUGCGUAAGCUUGAAAAGACUUUCAAAGCACCCGUUCUUGAGGCAUACGCCAUGACUGAAGCUUCACAUCAAAUGACUACCAAUCCACUUCCUCCCCUUAACCAUAAACCCAAGUCUGUUGGUGUACCAUUCGGGGUUGACUUAAAGAUCCUUGAUACCAAAGGUAACGAAGUUCCCCAGGGAUCUGAAGGUGAAAUCUGUGUUCGUGGUGCCAAUGUAACCAAGGGUUACCUUAACAAUGCAGAAGCGAACAAAUCUUCUUUCACCGAGGAACGCUUUUUCCGUACUGGUGAUCAAGGUAAGGUCGAUGCCGAAGGAUUUGUUUUCAUUACAGGACGCAUUAAAGAACUCGUGAACCGUGGUGGUGAAAAAAUUUCUCCAGCUGAGGUUGAUGCUGUCUUAAUGCAGCAUCCUAAUGUCGCAGAAGCCGUGUGCUUUGCUGUUCCUGAUGAGAAAUACGGACAAGAUAUUCAAAGCGCAAUCCACACUGCAUCUGGAAAGUCCGUGAGUGUUAAGGAAUUGCAAAGCUUCUUGGCACAAAGAGUGGCUGAAUUCAAAAUUCCGAAAAAGUUUUAUUUUACUGACCAGAUCCCCAAGACUGCUACAGGAAAAGUGCAAAGACGCCUUGUUGCUGAUGCCUUCUUUCACCCCAAGGCAAGGAUGUAA
Schizosaccharomyces osmophilus is the source of this 1536-nucleotide messenger RNA. RefSeq names its product acetyl-CoA ligase Pcs60 (gene pcs60). The record is from RefSeq and is a predicted model, not a curated record. NCBI's taxonomy places the organism in Eukaryota, Fungi, Ascomycota, Schizosaccharomycetes, Schizosaccharomycetales, Schizosaccharomycetaceae. The coding region runs from base 1 to 1536 and encodes 511 amino acids. The transcript has a single exon. Gene Ontology annotation, biological process: fatty acid metabolic process. Gene Ontology annotation, molecular function: medium-chain fatty acid-CoA ligase activity.